UAUUGCAAAUAUCCUCUAAACCACACAUGGUCAAAAUUGUACAUUCAAGCGAAUUUAUGCACCAUUUAUAUUUGACACUGAAGUUAUCAAAUAUGGAAAAGCAACUUUAAUUUAAAACUGCAUUAGUAACAAUACAGACUUUUAUCACUGUAAUCAUUAAAACCAGAAACUACUUCAUCUCUAUAAAGGUGAAUAAACCAGCCAGAGUUAUGAUAUGACAUUGUUGAGUGGUAACAAAAGCUUCUGGUUUCUCUACAACCUGCUAAAAGGUAUUAAUACAAAUAUUACAGGGACAGUAUGAAAGUGUUUAAUCCUGUUCAUAUAAAUCUGGGUAUCUUUGAAUUAGUUUUAAAGUCAUAACCAUUCCCCAUCGAAAAAGGAGCCUUUAUAUGCUCCAUAUAAAGCUUAAAAUGAGCACAAUAUUCAUGCUGAUGAGUGAAAACUUUUGAACGAAUCUGCUGUAUAUGCAAAGUUUUUGUUUUCUCUCAUAUCCAAGUCUCUUAACUCCAGUUCCAAAUGUGAUUUUAGAUAAAAGACUCUUCAGAAAGCAUUUUUAAUGGAUGUGUCGACUCCAAUAGAAAUCUCGGUUACUUAUUAUUGUACAUUCCCGACAGUCAUCAUUACACUCCCAUCUGUAUGCCAUCUUUCACUGCACUGCCAUCUGCACAUCACUAUUUUAAUUGCACUACCAUCUGCAGAUACAGUUGUCUAAUUUUUCAGAUUUUUUUAAACUUUUGGAUAAAAUACUGUAAACUGCAUUCAUCAGUUGUUGCCUUUUGCAUCUUUGCAACCAGUGCACCAGUUCAGAUGUCCAAGAACAGGCAAAAGAACCACAAAUUUGAAACUCUCUCCUAACAGUAAGGAAUCAUCCAUGUAGACGGAUCUUUAAUAAAUCAGAUCGGAGAAAUUUUGAGUUGGGGGAUAAAGGUAAGAAAUGAAACACCAAGAGAACUGUAGCUAUCACAGUACAACCUGGUGCUGUUUUGCAUUUGGAAAUGAUGGACGUUAGACGUUCUUCAGAAUUAGCUGAUGAAUGAUUAACGGAAUAUUAAGAUUUUUUUAAUAGUCUUCUGGGGGUCCUGACCUGCAGCCAGUUGAAAAUAUUUGGACUAUGAACCACCAAAUUUGAGUAAACUCUAUCACUAAGGCCUAAAACCAUCAAGGUCAUGGUGCAGCUAACUAAAAAACACAUCGUCAAACGCAACUAUCUCCAAAUCUACCACCAAAUUCUUGUUUUUCCAUUUGUACUAUCUUUUAAAUAUGGCUAAAUUCCAUGCAGCCCAUCUGUCUGUUUAUAAUGUUUGUAUUUUUACAUAACAGCAACUUUGCUUUAUCAGUCUGCAACACAAAGACAAACGACAGGAGCAGCGACGCUCUUUUCCUGCUGAUUAUGCCAGCGUUAGAUGCCCCAUAUCCUGUGGAGCCAUAAGAUUCUCUGUAAACUUGCUGCCAUGUCAGUCAGGGAUCCCAGUCUUACAGCAGGACCUGGAAAGAUACUCUGUGUUCUGAGGGGAAACUAAGAAAGGUCACAGUUUUGGAGAAAAGCAGCUGCAGGGAGACUUUUUCUUUCUUCUUCGAAUGUGUGAUGGAGUCUGGGUUUUUCUGCUUUAUUCUCGCGUCUUGCCUUGCAGUUUAUUCUUCUUACACAGUCAGCUCACACAGAGAGUGGGAUGAAGUUGUGAUGGUUGAACAAAACACAUCCGCCACCUUGGUCUGUACUGGUGCCAGACUCCGAGGCGACAUAUCCAUUAACUGGAAGGUGAAGUCGGUGGACACGGAUGAAUGGAAACUGAUUCUCUCAGCCAGCGAGAAGAAAAAGUUUUCUGGAGGUGCCUCGAAGCCAUCCAUGCGAUUGACUGACGACGACUUUCGAAACACGGGGGAUUUCUCGCUGGUUGUUUCACCCGAAGUGGCGGACGCAGGACUCUACUCGUGCCUCAUCCAGAAACAGGAGAGGAAAGUGAAGGAGAGGAUUUUCCUUUUGACAGUCCUCACAGUUGGCUUCUUUCCCCCUCUGCCCGUCCGUCAGUACAGCACCCUGCGGCUGUUCGCCAGAGCCAUUCCUGACAUUUCUGUCUCCGAAAUCACCUGGACGGCACCUGGCGGCUCUCCCAUGAAGACAGAGAAGUGGCCAAACUCAGGCACGGUGACUAAAGUGCCGCAGGUCCAGAACGCCGACGGCGGGACUUACACCUGUACGGUUUACCCCCGGGGUAACUCCAGCGGUGCGCUGGCUGUGCGUGUGGACGUGAGAGUUGACGCCAACAAUGUGGCCUCAUUCACCAAUAUUUCACACCGAAAUGAGAUCUUCACUGCCACUCAGGCUCAAAAAUCCUUCCUCCUGGUCUGUCCCAGCAGCCAGGGUGACUAUGUUCGGCUUCACUGGCUUUUCCCAGACACCAAAAAUUACAGCAAGAUUAAGCUAGUGUACCACUACGACCGCUGGAGGGGUUUCACCUCCAAGCACAGCAGCAAGCUCCAGCUAGCCGGACCGCCGUACAACCCACAGGCUGGGAGCUUCUCCUUCCUACUCACCCCUGAUUUGAAAGAUGGAGGCCUCUACGUUUGCGAAGUGUCUCUCAAUGACGUUGUCUUCAGCCAGAGGACAAGACUCAGCGUUCUGAAAGUGAAAACCAGCCAUUAUCCCUCGAAGCUGAAUCUUCUGUGCCUGUACUCAGAGCGCGCCAACGUUCAGGGCGCGGUGUGGCAACAUGACAAUAAAAGUCGGCGGCUGCAGAUGUCAAGCAGCGGUCCUGGCAGCAUCAGCACCACCCUGCCACUGCCCAUCACCCCUGUUGUAGCAGGGAAUUACACCUGCACCCUGCAGCUGAAAAACGGCCAGAGCAUCCAGGCAGUUCAAGCUGUCACAGCGCCCCCAACAGAGAGUGUCACCCCCUCCUUCCUGCACCCUUCUCUCUCUGCUUUAUUACUCCUGGUGCCCCUGGUUUCAGCAGCUGUCGGCGUGUUGCUAUGGAGACAGAAACACAUUUCUGAUCGCGGUAUUGAGCAGUCACUGUCUGUCCAGUCUGGUGAAUCGGAGAACAUCUAUGAGAAUCCAGAGGAUAUCAGACAGGCUCCUCCCCAGGGUUCAGUCUACAUGGAUUUGAAGCCAAGAGGAGACAAUGACAUCUAUAAGGAACUGGAGCGAUACGAGCAGUGUCAGGGCUGAUCACCUACCCACAUCUCAUCCCCAUCCAGCUGUCACAUCCUCUCUCUUCACAGCUGCAGCAAAAGGCCUUUUAUAAACAGGAGUAACUACUCAAUGUCAGAGUUGGGGACUUAAAGAAAACUUUUGAGCUUCACAGAAAUGCUAUUUAGGUUUUCCUUUACAAGCUAUCGCUCUUUAGAAGUUAUAGGAGCUCACAAACCUCUCCAGAAUGGAUGGUGGUUAAUAUUGCAUUGUAAAAUCUAACGUAUUGUUUGCAGUGAAAAGGGUACAAAUAAAAAUAAUACUUUGUUAUGUGU
Xiphophorus hellerii (green swordtail) is the source of this 3465-nucleotide messenger RNA. It is a transcript of the gene g6fl, whose product is annotated as g6f-like. Gene Ontology annotation, cellular component: membrane raft; external side of plasma membrane. The record is from RefSeq and is a predicted model, not a curated record. The transcript has 11 exons. Gene Ontology annotation, biological process: interleukin-15-mediated signaling pathway; T cell activation; positive regulation of ERK1 and ERK2 cascade. Bases 1586 to 3169 code for a protein of 527 amino acids. Gene Ontology annotation, molecular function: MHC class II protein binding; protein tyrosine kinase binding. Lineage: Eukaryota; Metazoa; Chordata; Actinopteri; Cyprinodontiformes; Poeciliidae.